Molecule: messenger RNA, 2016 nt
Organism: Sphenostylis stenocarpa
Lineage: Eukaryota; Viridiplantae; Streptophyta; Magnoliopsida; Fabales; Fabaceae
Source: the annotation of a GenBank genome assembly
AUGGCAGAAGCUGCACUGUCGUUUGUCUUGCAACAGCUGUACCUACUUGGAACAGAAGAAAUAUGUCUGUUGAAAGGCCUCAGAAGUGAUUUUUCGAAUAUCCAACAUGAAUUGGAGACCAUCUACGCCUUCCUAAAGAAUGCAGAUAGAAGAGCUGGAUAUGAAGGAGACACCAACUAUAGAAUAAAAACAUGGGUGAAGCAGGUGAGAGAAGUAUCUUUCUGCAUAGAAGAUGUCAUUGAUAAGUACAUCAAGGAUGUGGCGCGGUAUCGUUGCAUUGACUCACUCCCAACGAUUGCUCUAAAACCGAAAACUUUGAUGUCACGUCAUCGAAUUGCAUCUGAGAUUCGAGAUAUCAAGUCAAUAGUUCGAGAAAUCAAGGAUAGAAGUACAAGGUAUGAUUUUCAAUCUUCAAGUAACAAUAGCAGAGAGGCAUCUGACAACUCCUGUUGGAGUGACCCACGAAUGGAUUCCCAUUUCAUUGAAGAAACUGGACUUGUGGGAUUCGAAUCCCCAAGAGAAGAAUUGAUUGGCUUCUUAACUCAAGGAACCCAACAACUUUCUGUGUUUUCGGUGGUAGGCAUGGGAGGACUCGGAAAAACCACUCUUGCCAAACACGUGUAUGAUAAUCCACAAGUACAAGAACACUUUAAAUGUACUUGUUUUCUCACAGUUUCUCAGUCGUACACUGUGAAGGAGCUAUUGAUAAACAUGGUAAAGAAGUUUUGCGAGGACGCCAAUGACCCUCUUCCCCAAGGAUUGCACAAGAAGGAUGAUAACUCGUUAGUUACAAAAGUGAGGAAAUUCCUUGAGUCGAAGAAGUACAUGUACUUAAUAUUGUUUGAUGAUGUCUGGAAACAAGAUUUUUCCGAUGAGAUUAAGCAUGCCCUUCCUAAUAACAACAACGGCAGUAGAAUCGUAAUCACCACUAGAAUUAUGCACGUUGCUGAGUGUUUCAAUAAAUCAUUUCUUGGUCGUGUUCAUGAACUACAACAUUUGCUUCCAGAACAAGCAUUCAAACUCUUCUGCAUGAAGGCAUUUAGGUUUGAGCCAAGUCAACAAUGUCCACCUGAGCUCGAGUUUAUGUCAAAAGAAAUUGUUCAAAAAUGUGGUGGCCUGCCGCUAGCAAUUGUUGCCAUUGGUGGCCUUUUGACGACAAAAGCAAAGGAGAUGAUCGAAUGGAGACAGGUAUGCGAGGAUCUGACCAUGGAGAUUGAGCGCACACCAUAUUUAAAUGCUUUAACAAGGAUUUUGUCUCUUAGUUAUGAUGAUCUUCCUCCCAAUUUGAAAUCAUGCAUGCUGUAUUUUGGCAUGUAUCCGGAGGACUACUCCAUCAAAUGUACGAGAUUGACCGGGCAAUGGAUAGCUGAAGGAUUCAUUCAGAAUGAGGGGCAAAGACCUGUGGAGGAGGUUGCUGAAAGGAGCUUGAGAGAUUUAGCACACAGAAGUUUGGUUAAAGUCUCUAAAGUUGGCCGUAAUGGCAAGGUUAAAAGCUGCCAAGUGCAUGAUUUAUUACGAAAAGUCAUCAUUAGAAGAAUGAAAGAGUUAAAUUUUUGCCACGUAAUGCAUGAAGAUGAUGAACUAGAAACGGUGGGAAUAACUAGACGCUUUUCUGUUGCUAAUUUUUCCGACAUUGUGUUAAGCAGGACUAGACUCUUCGGCAUUCGUGCAAUAUUUGUUUUCAGCAAAAGUGAAUUGCCUGCAUAUUUUGUGCCUAAAUUAUCCACCAAGUUCAAGCUUUUGAAAGUACUUGAUUUCCAAGGUACUUCGUUGAACCAUGUUCCUGAUAAUUUGGGCAAGCUUUUUCUCCUCAGGUACUUAAACUUGAGUCAUACACAAGUAGAGGUCCUUCCCAAAUCCAUAGGGAAGUUGCUGAACCUAGAAACCUUGGACCUAAGGCAAACUAAGGUGCGUGAACUACCAAGAGAGAUAACCCAACUCCUGAAGCUGCGACUUCUUUCAGUCUACUACAGAAAAAUUGAAGGGCAAAAAUGCAUAAGGGUAUCAGACGCUUGA